GCCCAAAUCUAAACCCCAAGGAGGUUAUGUUUGGUUCAGAGCUCGCAUGUGAACACUUAUUGCUGCUCUACUACUAUUCUAUACUUUGUUAUCGUUGCUUGCAAUACUUAUAAGAUUUCCUUAAAUACCAUAUCACGUUCAUUAUCCCACGUUCCUUCUUCCAUAACAGCAGUCGAGCAGCAACCGCUACCAACGGAUUAACCCUCUCCAUCCCAAUACCCAGCCGUCCCAAUUCCACAAAGCCUCCAACAACAAUAAAGCCAGGGGAAAAUGUUCUUCAAGACCGUCCCCCUCCUCUUGCUGCUCGUUUCCCCAUUCCUUCCUUCUUCUCUUGCAGACCCGACCGAAGUUGACUGCCCUGACACCGACCUGGCGACCUACCUCAUCUCCCUUAUCAAUGUCCUGUACUACAACGGCCUUACCAUCUCCGAAGAGCUUAUCGUUCAUCUCUCCGAAACUGACGAGGGUUACGAGUUGCUGGAGGAUCUUUACAUGAACGCAGAUAUCUGGACAUUUUUGGCUCCUACAGACGAAGCAUGGCAGACAGCGAACAUUUGGCCACCAUUCUCUUCAAUGACAGACCACUGGGGUGCGGAUCUCCUGGCGCUACACUCACUUCAAGGCGAAUACUCACCAUCGUCCGUGCCAUCUCAAGGUGCAGAAGUGGCGUCUACUUACCUCGAAAUGAAAGAUGAGAUGAAUGCGACGAGUUCAAAUAGUCAGGCGUAUCAAGCGGUGGUAUUGUACCAAGGAGAUAACGGAGGCCUGGUAGUAGAUGGCUGGUGGGGAAAUGCCACGAGUUGGAAUGGAUUCGUCGACACGAGUAGCAGCUUGGGUCUGGGGAAUCUGGAAAUUCUUCCCAUCGAUUAUGUUCUUGCCUUUCCUCCUAGCCUCUCCGAAGCUUUUGCUACUUCAGGUUUAUCCAACAUGUCAUCAGCCAUUGAGGUCAUAGGCAUGACAGAUGAGCUUCAGCAACUUACUGAUAAUGGAUUCACCAUCUUUGCACCUAUCGACUCUAUCUGGAGCGAUGAAGCCAAGAGUAUGAUGACGAAUGAUAGUACUGCAGUGCCGUUAGUUAAGAACCACUAUACAACUAGUUACUCGUUAUUUUCGCCUAUGUGGGCUUCAUCUGGGUCUUUUGAUCUCCAAGUUGAGUCUGGAGAGGUCCUUACAAUCAAGGUUGACGAUGAUGGAGGCUAUUCGGUCGUCCUUGGAGAUGUGGAAGCAAAGAUCAUCAAGUCAGAUAUUACCCUUGAGAACGGAAUCAUGCACGUAAUUGAUGCAGUUCUCCUCUCACCAGAUAGCAUCAUGUCCAGUGCUGGUGUGACAUCCUCUGACGGGGUAGUGGCUGUCCAAACGGGUUUAUCUUCGGGAUCCAGUUCUUCAAGCGCCUCAGGUUCUCUCGGUUUGUCUAGUGCUGAAGGUAUCGACUCAACAGGUUGGGCAAGCACGACGACAGGGACGAAUACGAGCAAGCAGGUGGUUAGCGAACAGCAGAACAGCAGAGCCGGGAGAAGAACAGCGGUUGGUGUGCCACUGUUCAUGGGUUUGAUGUUUGUGCGCGAACUUGCUUUAUUAUCACAGCUGUAAUUUUGUUAGACUCAGUACCCUUUUGUAUGUAUACCCGUUCCGUUUCCACAUCAGAUCACCGCAAAUGCGAUAAUAUAC
This is a messenger RNA of Cryptococcus deneoformans JEC21, 1668 nucleotides long. RefSeq names its product expressed protein. NCBI's taxonomy places the organism in Eukaryota, Fungi, Basidiomycota, Tremellomycetes, Tremellales, Cryptococcaceae. Gene Ontology annotation, biological process: macroautophagy. The record is from RefSeq and is a predicted model, not a curated record. The transcript is spliced from 4 exons. Gene Ontology annotation, cellular component: fungal-type vacuole membrane. Bases 271 to 1590 code for a protein of 439 amino acids.